CAUUAAAUCCAGUGUGCACGCAUGGUCCCCAUUUAAUCCCUGCCAGGAAUAAUUUACAUUUUAGUGAAUCCCCCACUGGAUGAGCCCCUUUAAAAGGGGUCGCCUUGUUUUCCAGUGCUUACAUUUCCUUCUUCUUUCCACGGCAUCGCGUGUGUCUGCAGCAAGUUGCAACACCUUGGGAGACCUGUUUAUUUUAUUUUUUUUAAACGAGAUUUUCUUUCUAUGGCAUCUAAAAUGAAGGAACGAAAGAGAACGCCCAUUUCCCACAAAGUCAUUGAGAAACGAAGACGAGAUCGUAUCAAUCGUUGCCUCAACGAGCUGGGGAAAACUGUACCGAUGGCGCUGGCCAAACAGAACUCUGGGAAGCUGGAGAAGGCUGAAAUAUUGGAAAUGACAGUGCAGUAUUUGAGGGCUCUCCACUCUGCGGAUUUUCCAAGAGGGAGAGAAAAAGGCGAGUUGCUCACCGAGUUCGCCAACUACUUCCACUACGGCUACCACGAGUGCAUGAAGAACCUGGUCCACUAUCUGACCACGGAGGACCGAGCCGAGACCAAAGACAUCAAGUACGCGCGCAUCCUCGCCUUCCUGCAGUCCAAAUCGCGCGCGGUCACCGAUCCCGUGUUCGGUUCCGGCGGCCCCGAGACAUCAGACUACCUGGGUCACCAGCUGCACUCGUCCCCGGAGCACCAGACUCCGCACAGCCCCACGGAGGCCACGCUGUACCAGCAUCACCAUCACCAGCACCAACAGCAGCAGCAGCAGAGUCCGCCGGCACACUUGUCAUGGCACGGCUCGUCCCGCGGGCCGGCCAUCUCGUACCCGCCCGCAGUAGCGUUGAGUGCGGCGCAUGCGCAGCAGCACGGCGGUUACUUGUCGCCGGUGCAGGGACUCGAACAUCAUCACUACUUCAAUUUGCUCGGCCACGCGCAUCACAACACGUUCACUUUGCACAGUGCGCAGCACGCCAUGUAACACACACACACACACACACACACACACACACACACACACACACACAAAACUGUUGCCUUGUAGUUUUAUUUAUAUCAAUGCGGAGGAUGGAGAUGGGACUUGUAAAAUGUACAUGAUGUGAAUAAAUUUUUGGAGGAAAA
Hippocampus comes (tiger tail seahorse) is the source of this 1112-nucleotide messenger RNA. RefSeq names its product helt bHLH transcription factor (gene helt). The transcript has 4 exons. Gene Ontology annotation, biological process: regulation of DNA-templated transcription. The record is from RefSeq and is a predicted model, not a curated record. Lineage: Eukaryota; Metazoa; Chordata; Actinopteri; Syngnathiformes; Syngnathidae. Bases 223 to 972 code for a protein of 249 amino acids. Gene Ontology annotation, molecular function: protein dimerization activity; DNA binding.